AUCGCACGUAUAAAUAUGGUCACUUCCUUGUCUACCAGGUAUCAAAAAUCCCAUCUCUUGAAAUCUGUUCUCUAACUCUCUGUGUUUGUUUGUACGUUUCACAAAAUAUUAUGGACACCACAAUGGGAAUGCUAGACUCGUGCAAACCCUGCAACAACGACGUUGGCUGCCCUCCCCAAAACGGCACAGCCUCAAUCCAAAAUUCUCACCCUGCUCCUGCCAUGGCAUCCCCCGACGCCACGCUCGGCCGCCACCUCGCCCGCCGGCUCGUCCAGAUUGGAGUCAGCGACGUGUUCUCCGUGCCGGGGGACUUCAACCUCACUCUUCUCGACCACCUCAUUGCCGAGCCUGGUCUCAACAACGUCGGGUGCUGCAAUGAACUCAACGCUGGCUAUGCUGCUGAUGGCUACGCCAGGUCUCGUGGGGUUGGUGCAUGCGUUGUCACUUUCACUGUGGGUGGCCUAAGCGUUCUCAACGCCAUUGCUGGGGCUUACAGUGAGAAUCUUCCCGUUAUCUGUAUUGUUGGAGGGCCAAAUACCAACGAUUAUGGCACAAACAGAAUUCUUCACCAUACCAUUGGAUUGCCCGAUUUCAGCCAAGAACUUCAAUGCUUCAAGCCUGUUACUUGCUUUCAGGCUGUAGUGAAUAACUUGGACGAUGCCCACGAACUGAUUGAUACAGCCAUAUCAACUGCUUUGAAAGAAAGCAAGCCUGUUUAUAUCAGCAUCAGUUGCAAUUUGCCUGCCAUCCCUCAUCCAACUUUCAGCAGGGAGCCCAUUCCAUUUGCUCUGUCUCCCAGAUUGAGCAACAAGAUUGGACUAGAAGCCGCGGUAGAGGCGACAGCGGCCUUCUUGAACAAGGCAGUGAAGCCGGUGAUGGUGGGCGGGCCGAAGCUCCGAGUUGCAAAGGCUUGUGACGCAUUUGUUGAACUUGCUAAUGCUUCUGGCUAUGCCCUUUCUGUUAUGCCAUCUGCAAAAGGGCUGGUGCCAGAGAAUCACCCUCACUUCAUCGGGACUUAUUGGGGUGCAGUGAGCACUGCCUUCUGCGCUGAGAUUGUGGAAUCUGCCGACGCAUACAUUUUUGCAGGGCCAAUCCUUAACGACUACAGCUCUGUCGGCUACUCCCUCCUCCUCAGGAAGGAGAAAGCAAUCAUUGUGCAUCCUGAUCGUGUGAUAGUCGCCAAUGGCCCUGCUUUCGGCUGCAUCUUAAUGAAGGACUUUCUUCAAGCACUUGCGAAAAGGCUCAACCGCAACACCACCGCUUAUGAAAACUACCACCGCAUAUAUAUCCCCGAUGGGGUUCCUCUUAAAUGUGAGCCUAAAGAGCCAUUGAGGGUUAAUAUUCUGUUUCAGCAUAUACAGAACAUGCUCUCAAGCGACACUGCUGUGAUUGCUGAGACGGGGGAUUCCUGGUUUAACUGCCAGAAACUGAAGUUGCCUGAAGGAUGUGGAUAUGAAUUCCAGAUGCAAUAUGGUUCGAUCGGGUGGUCUGUUGGUGCAACUCUCGGAUAUGCUCAGGCUGUACCAAAUAAGCGUGUCAUCGCUUGCAUUGGUGAUGGCAGCUUCCAGAUGACUGCACAAGAUGUUUCAACAAUGAUACGAUGCGGGCAAAAGACAAUCGUGUUCCUCAUAAACAAUGGAGGAUACACCAUUGAAGUUGAGAUACAUGAUGGACCAUACAACGUGAUCAAGAAUUGGAACUACACUGGGUUAGUUGAAGCCAUCCAUAAUGGACAAGGAAAGUGCUGGACAACAAAGGUUCAUUGCGAAGAGGAGCUUAUUGAAGCAAUUGAAACAGCUACAGGGGAGAAGAAAGACUGCUUCUGCUUCAUAGAAGUGAUUGUGCACAAGGAUGAUACCAGCAAAGAGUUGCUUGAAUGGGGGUCCAGGGUCUCUGCAGCGAAUAGCCGUCCACCAAAUCCUCAAUGAUCUUCCAGCUUAGAUAAGAUCAAUUAAGCAUGUUAGAUAUCUUAGCGUUUUGUCUUCAAUGACUUUCUUAAUUUUAGUUGAGUUCUCAUUUUAUCGGUUAGUUAAUUAAGGAUUUGAUGAAAC
This is a messenger RNA of Corylus avellana, 2051 nucleotides long. Its product is annotated as pyruvate decarboxylase 2-like. The record is from RefSeq and is a predicted model, not a curated record. Gene Ontology annotation, cellular component: cytosol. Gene Ontology annotation, molecular function: pyruvate decarboxylase activity; thiamine pyrophosphate binding; magnesium ion binding. Lineage: Eukaryota; Viridiplantae; Streptophyta; Magnoliopsida; Fagales; Betulaceae.